Molecule: messenger RNA, 13234 nt
Organism: Belonocnema kinseyi
Lineage: Eukaryota; Metazoa; Arthropoda; Insecta; Hymenoptera; Cynipidae
Gene: faf
Product: probable ubiquitin carboxyl-terminal hydrolase FAF-X
Exons: 26
Coding region: 285-8048 (2587 amino acids)
Biological process (GO): protein deubiquitination; cell migration
Cellular component (GO): cytosol; nucleus
Molecular function (GO): cysteine-type endopeptidase activity; cysteine-type deubiquitinase activity
Source: RefSeq, a predicted model, not a curated record
GAUUUCGUCGCAACACGACAGUGGUAAUCGUUACAAGGUUCGCCAUUUUGUCCGGAGAAGGCCCGGUCGGGUUCGGGUGAACGAGAACGGGGUGAAAAUAAUCGAACUCUGGUUCCACGAUACCGUCAAAAUCGCUUAGAUAAUGUAGGUAUAGGUUUGUUAAACGAGGCCUUUAGGAUAAACUCUAUUUAAUGUCAGUGAAUGAGCUAAAUGCUUGUUGGAGGUGCGAUACUCUUAGACCAAGGAAUUUUAGAGACAUUGGAGCAAAGUGAAUAUAAUACAGAAUGACGAUCGCUACAAGAGGGCAGGGGGGAGUCGGCAUCGAUCCUUCCGAAAGCCAGCAGAAUCCACAGAUGCAUAGUCCACCGGGUUCGCAACAAUUAGCAGACACUAUGUCAGGCCUUCAGCUAACUGAUAAUCCAAUAAAAACCGAGUGCGCCAGCGAGACGAGUACCUCCGUCGAGGAAGGAAAUCAGCAGCGCCUUGAGCCUGAGUUUCCGCAUGCAAAGCUCGCAACAUUAGAUGAAAAAAUAUCUAGUCCGAGAUGGGUUGUACCGGUUUUACCUGAGCAAGAGUUGGAGUGUUUGCUACAGGCCAGCAUUGAUCUCUGCAAAAAGGGAAUUGACGUUCAGAGCGAGGCGUGUCAACGCUUCUUUCGCGAAGGACUGACUAUCUCUUUUACCAAGAUUCUCACCGAUGACGCCGUCAACAGCUGGAAGUUGAAUAUUCAUAAUUGCAUUCAUGCAAAUUGUGAACGUCUAGUAGAACUAUGCGUUUUAAAAUUGGAUGAGGACUGGUUUCCUCUUCUUGAUCUUCUCGCCAUGGUCUUUAACCCGAACAACAAAUUCCAUACCUUUAAUGCGACGAGAAAUUCGGAAACAGCUCCACCAAUUAGCACGACUCCGGAUGAGGAACUUUACGCUCGACCGCCUUCGGAUUCUAGAAGUCCUCGUGGAUGGCUCGUAGAUUUAAUUAACAGAUUCGGUUCACUGAAUGGUUUUAAUAUUCUGCUUUCGAGAUUCCAAAGCGGUCGGAAUUUAACUGUCCCAGUGAUUUACGCAUUGCUCAGACCUUUUGGACUCUGUUAUGAGUUUCUGACUGUGCCCACGAUAGUCAAAUACUUAAUGCCGAUCGUAGUAAUGGUUCCUGUUAUUUUGGACAAUCUGACGGAUGAAGAACUGAAAAAGGAGGCGAAAAACGAGUCAAAGAAUGAUGCGAUAUCGGCCAUAAUCAAGGGCACCAAGUGUUUGGUCUCCCGUGUACCUCACCAGGAAGAUAUGAUCAAGAAUCUGGAAAUCUUAAGACUGAAAAUGAUCCUGAGGCUCUUGCAGAUUUCUUCCUUUAAUGGGAAAAUGAACGCUUUGAACGAAGUCAACAAAGUCAUCGCCAGUGUCAGUUAUUAUCCGCAUCGUAAUCCGACUUUGGAGGAGGAGGAGUGGCUCACUGCAGAACGCAUGGCUAAAUGGAUAAAAGACAACGGAGUACUGGAAAUCGUCCUUAGAGACUCUUUACAUCAACCUCAGUACGUGGAAAAGUUAGAGAAAAUUCUGCGCUUCAUAAUAAAAGAGCGAGCCCUAACUCUUCAGGAUCUUGAUGCCGUUUGGGCCGCCCAGGCUGGAAAACAUGAAGCCAUUGUGAAAAAUGUGCACGAUUUGUUAGCAAAAUUGGCCUGGGAUUUUAGUCCAGAACAACUGGAUCAUCUCUUCGAAUGUUUUCAGUCGAGCUGGAGGACUGCCAACAAAAAACAGCGAGAAAAGCUUUUAGAGCUGAUUCGCAGACUCGCGGAAGAUGACAAGGAUGGUGUUAUGGCACAUAAGGUCUUAAUGCUGUUUUGGAACUUGGCUCACUCGGAUGAAGUUCCUACAGAGAUUAUGGACCAAGCACUAAACGCUCACGUGAAGAUUUUGGACUAUUCGUGUUCGCAAGAACGAGACGCGCAGAAGACAAUCUGGCUUGACAAGUGUGUUGAGGAAUUGAAAAGUGGAGACAAGUGGGCACUUCCAGCUUUGAAGCAGAUUCGCGAAAUUUGCUGCCUCUAUGAACCUAAUCCUAACAUGGGCCACAGUCAACGUAGUCAUCAUGCUUUUUACAGGCAAGAAGUAAUAGAGCGUUUGCAAAAUCAACACUCGGUUGUGAUACUCGUGACGGACAGCCUGACGAAAUAUAUGGAGAAGGUGAGGCAAUUGGUAAAAGAAAACCCGGAAAUCGAUGCAAAUUCUUUUACGCCGGAUCAUCGGUAUAAUCACAUACUCCAAGUGCAAGAGAGACUCAAUUUUUUAAGAUUUUUGUUGAAGGAUGGACAAUUAUGGCUGUGUGCCGAGCAGGCGAAACAAAUAUGGCAGUGCUUGGCAGAGCAGGCUGUCUUUACCUCGGACCGCGAGGCAUGUUUUAAAUGGUUUUCAAAGCUCAUGGGCGAGGAGCCAGAUCUGGACCCUUCCAUCAACAAAGACUUCUUCGAGAACAACAUCCUUCAACUAGACCCUACCCUUCUCACCGAAAGUGGAAUAAAGUGCUACGAGAGGUUUUUCAAAGCCGUUAACUUCAAGGAGGGCAAACUUAAAUUGAAGAGAAGAACCUUCCUUAUGGACGACGUCGAUCUAAUCGGGACCGAAUAUCUCUGGCGAGUCGUGACUAACAGUCCAGAAGAAAUAGCGAGUCGCGGCAUCGAACUUUUGAAGGAGGUCAACACCAAUCUGGGACCACGCUUGCAGUCUCAAAUCCUUGCUUUUCACGAAACCUACAUUGCCGAAUGUAUGGAUAGAUUGAAAGCCCACUUCGAUACCGUUUCCGUCUUGAACAAACUCUUUGUCGACGGGAAGGAUGAGCGCGUCGAUCAGAGGGCCAACGAAAUCAAAAUGGAAGCGAUGAAAAUGUGUCGCGUUAUGAAAGUCCUUCAGGAAUACAUCAACGAAUGUGACACAGCUUUUUCCGGCGAGAGAAAAAUUCUACCUUUGCAUAGAGCGGCUCGUGGGAAAAAUCUGGCGCUUAUUAUUCGUUUUGUGAAUCCUGGAAGAAGUGCCGAUGAUAUUGACAUCCUUACCCACAGCAACGACACCUUGGCUUCUCUGAGAAGACAGAUCUUGAGAAGAAUCAAAGCCAGUGGUUCAAAUGUCAAGCUUGAUCUUUUCAUUAAUGGCGAGUCACUCGAACAGGCAGAUGAUAGGAAACUACUCUCUCAAAUACCUCUCCGCGACAAAACGACUCUCUCGGCGAAACUGAGUCAGGUUAACACAAACGUUCCAAGUUCGCCUGAGAGCAGUUCCGAUAGUUCCACAAGUUCGCCAUACGAUGCUCCGAAUUUGGGCGCAGAGAACAAUUUGCCGGGAGUCGUGAUGUCGCAGAGGUCGCAGUAUGCAACCUUCUUUUUCCAACUCGCUGAUCUUGGUUGCACUCUUCAGCAUGCGCAAUUGAGAGACGGUGCCAGAAAUUUACUGCAAUUAGUCCCACCCGAUACUUUAACGGUGACUCGAUUGCAGUGGCUUUUCAGCCAUUUCCUGGAAAAAGAACCCUCGAAGAAUCCGCACUGCAACGAACAGGCGACGAGUGUCGAAACGUUAUUCUUUACAGCGAGUCCGAGUCAGGUUUUGUACAAUCUGGAAGUAUUGUACACGCUGCUGAUGCCUGCCUUGGAUCCAAUGUCAGAGAGAGCCUCUGAUUUUCAGCGGAAUUUUAUUAGUAGUGGAGAGGCAGGUGUAAUUUUAGAGAUGCUGACGAAAAAUAAGUUCCUGCCGAAUGCUGAUGAGACGACUAAGAGGUCAGCCUAUCUGACGGUUCUCAAGUUGUGCAAGCUUUUGUUGACGGUUGUUGGUAAUGUGAUGGCCCUGGCGUUGGAUGAAGAGGAUCAGGGCAAUUUCUCAGAUAAUAGGGAUUCCCAGGCGCAUAAUAAUCGAAUCUCGGUAGCUGUCUUGAAGCAAGCAUUGCAAAGUGUGCCGAAUCUGAGCACCGAGUACAUGUUGAGAAAUGUGGCGGUACAGCUGGCACAGGUGUUUGCCUUGAGGUUGAUGUUGGGUGAGCCGGAAACGGACAGGUGCCGACAGUUGUUUAUGCAAGCACUCUCCUGGGAAUUGCCGGAUAUUGCGACAAUUCGGGCGAUAAUUAGACUUGCUUGGGCGGCUUCAACCGGGAACUUGAAUAACAUCAAUGCCUCGACGGAAGACCUUCAUGCGCUGCAUGAAGUGAAUCAGAAGGAGCAGAGAUCUUUGGACAAUAAUGAUGUUCUUGUGUGCAAAGAAGCUCUGGAGGUGUUGACAAUUGCACUAGUCCUGAAUCCUUCAGCCCUGGAUGCCCUGACGAGAGACCGAAUGUGGCAAAUAUUCUUCAUCGACCUCGUUCUGUUGAGUACAUCGAGAGCCGUGAGAAUAGCCGCCGCCGAGCAGUUUCUCUUGAUAUCGACCUGGUGCAGCAGCGGACAUCAGCCUUUACAAUUCGCGAUCACUCUUCUCUUCACCGUCUUGACCACCACUGUUAUGGAUAAUGCCAAGCAAAGUCACGAGUACUUCCAGCUCCUCUGUCGAUUGCUAAGUUACGCCCACAUUUCCUCCUGUCCCGUAUCGACUGCUGAAACCCUUUUAAACAUCGAGGUAAUUUGGUUAAAAAAGAUACGAGACAACGUAAAAGAAACUGGUGACACCCAAGUGGACGAGGCUGUCUUGGAAGGACAUCUCGGCAUCACCAAAGAGUUGUUGGCUUUUUUACCUCCAAGCAAGAAAUUUGAACUUGGCUCCGACGAAGCUCGAAGCAUCAAUUUAAUUAAGGAACUCGUGGAAGACUUCAUUUUUCCAGCCUCGCGUUUGAUGCUCCAGUUGCGUAGUACCGGGGAACUGUGUUCAUCGCAGGCUUGUCCAGUUUGUACGACGCCUCAAACAACAAGUGCUGCUUUCGACUUGCUCGUUGGCCUCUGCAUUGGCUGUGUCCCCAAUAUGAAACUUCUAGUCACAAUGCUCACCGAUAUGUUUUACUCCGAGAAGGAUGAGCCCCUCGUCGAAUGGGACUAUAUGCCGCCAGUGGGUCCUAGGCCCAUGAAGGGUUUCGUUGGACUCAAGAAUGCCGGGGCAACAUGCUAUAUGAAUUCGGUUUUGCAGCAGCUUUAUAUGGUCGAAAGUAUCAGGGUGGGACUCCUGGCUGCCGAGGGUGCUGCGACCGACUUGAAUGAAGAUUUCUCCGGAGAAGAAAGGGUCGAGGGUGAGCAAACAAUCGAGGCCAACGACAACGACACGAACGAGGAAAAGUGUGGAGCCGACGAAUCGAGGAAGGAAUACAAUAUCGGAAUUCUCAAACAGGUCCAGGCCAUAUUUGGACAUUUGGCCUACAGCAAACUGCAAUACUAUAUACCUCGUGGCCUUUGGAAACAUUUUAAACUUCAAGGCGAGCCGGUGAAUCUUAGAGAGCAGCAGGACGCUGUUGAAUUUUUUAUGAGCCUCGUAGAAAGUUUGGACGAAGCAUUAAAGGCUUUGGGACAUGAACAAAUCAUGGGAAAAAUACUCGGCGGCUCGUAUAGUGAUCAGAAAAUCUGCAAAGGUUGCCCUCAUAGGUAUUCUAAAGAAGAGCCCUUUAGUGUGAUAAGUGUCGAUAUUAGGAACCACUCCAAUUUAUUGGACUCGCUAGAACAAUAUGUGAAGGGAGAACUACUCGAAGGCGCGGAUGCUUAUCACUGUGAUAAGUGCAACAAAAAAGUUGUCACUGUGAAACGAUUGUGUGUGAAGAAACUGCCCCCGGUGUUAGCAAUUCAAUUAAAAAGGUUCGAGUACGACUUUGAGAGAGUCUGCGCCAUAAAGUUUAAUGAUUAUUUUGAAUUUCCUCGAGACUUGGAUAUGGAACCUUACACUGUUUCGGGACUUGCUAAACUUGAAGGAGAGGUAAUAGACUGUGACUACGAAGAGGCGAUUAAAGGAACUUGCACCAAGUAUCAAUUAAGCGGGAUUGUCGUGCAUAGUGGACAAGCGAGCGGAGGCCAUUAUUAUUCCUACAUUUUACAUAGACAAAACGAUGGCACAGCCAAAUGGUACAAAUUCGACGACGGUGAAGUGAUGGAAUGCAAGAUGGAGGAAGAGGAAGAAAUGAAAUCGCAAUGCUACGGUGGCGAUUACAUGGGGGAAGUAUUCGAUCAUAUGUUGAAGAAAAUGAGUUACCGAAGACAAAAACGAUGGUGGAAUGCCUACAUGCUUUUUUACACGAGGUUGGACGUGGAACCCAACUGCCUUACAAGAAGUGUCAACGAAUUGUCUCUCUAUACUAAACUAGGAGUAACGAAAAUGCCACCAGCGAUCGAGUAUAGCGUUAGGAAACAAAACAUCAAGUUUAUGCACAACAGAAACCAGUUUAAUGCUGAGUACUUCCAGUUUAUUAGGAAACUCGUCUCGUGCAAUACGCCCACAGUCAAUAGGCAAAACCCCAACGAGAAACUGAGUCCCGAAGCCGAAGAGCUCGAUAUGCUUUCGGUUCAGUUGGCAUCCAGAUUCCUCUUCUACACAGGUUUUCACACGAAGAAAAGUUUACGUGGCACGGCGACAGAUUGGUAUGACAUUCUAUGUCUUCAUUUGAGAAGCAGUAAAUCCGUUCGAUCGUGGUUUGCCCACAAUGUACUUUUCAAUCAUCCACACAGAUUUUGUGAAUAUCUUCUGAGUUGUCCUAGUACGGAAGUGAGAACAGCUUUCUUGAAAACACUCGUUUUAUUAGCACACUUCUCUCUCCAAGAUGGACCCUGUGUGCCUCCUAGUCUAAAUGCGCCUUCAAUACUCUUCGAUCCCAACGCAACGCUGAGUGAUCACUUAUUGCACGCAGUUCUUUCUCUCUUGCAUCGAGAAAUUUCCGAUCACGGUCGUCACCUUCCACAUUACUUCUCUCUUUUUCACACAUACGCUUCGCUUGGCAUCGAGGAAAAAGCUCAGCUCCUUAAGCUAAACGUGCCAGUAACUUUUAUGUUGGUGGCGAUAGACGAGGGUCCGACAAUAAAGUAUCAGUAUCCUGAGCUAACGAAACUCCACCAAGUGGUUAGUAUGCUCAUUCGAUGCUGUGACGUUUCUGCUAAAACGCAAUCGAGUCAGGCACAAUCUGGUGUCAUGCCUCUGCCUAAUCCUUACGGAGACAAGGACUGCCAGUCGGAAUAUAUAAUGCCGAUUCAGCCACCGGCUGCUGACAUUCUCUUCGUUAGAACAAGUUAUAUAAAGAAAUUAAUAGAAGACGCUAAUGUGACGGAAGAUACGGUUAAACUCCUGCAGUAUUGUUGCUGGGAAAAUCCACACUUGUCGCGGUCUGUCUUGAGCGAAUUACUCUGGCAAAUCGGAUUUGCUUACACACAUGAGCUCAGACAUCAUACAGAUCUCCUACUCGCUAUGCUCCUCAUGGAAGACUCGUGGCAAAAUCACAGAGUUCACAAUGCUCUCAAGGGCGUUCCUGAUGAGCGAGAAGGUUUGUUCGAAACGAUCCAGAGGAGUAAAAAUCACUAUCAAAAGCGAGCCUACCAGUGCAUAAAGUGCAUGGUCCAAUUAUUUAGCAAAUGCAGACCAGCGCACUUACUUUUGCAUAAUAGUCCUGAUUUAAAAAGGAAAUGGAUUCACGCGAUCGAUUGGCUUCAGGAUGAACUUGACAAGAGACCGUACACAUCGGCAGCUCCGUAUACGCACGCUUACAAUCACGGAUGGUCUCCGCCAACUCAGUCCAACGAAUCCACGAAUGGAUAUUUUUUGGAGCGCAGUAACAGCGCAAAAAAGACGCUGGAAAGAGCCUUCGAACUUUGCCCCGAAGAAGAGCAAGAAGUCGAGGAACCAAGUGAGGAACGGGGUGAGGAAGAUGUGGACGAAGCCGAAGCAGAAGCUUUGCAAAAGAUUCAAUUCUUUGAAAAGUCUCUAAUGAAGCCUCGAAGGGCGGGCAAAUCGAUAGAAACAGAAAAAUCUCAAGCGGAAGUUGUUGGUCCGGAAAUGCAGGAGAACCAGCAGCAACCGCAACCAGGGCCUUCGCCGAUUCACACCUCAUACAUAAUUUCGCAUCCGGUUGAAGGACUGCAAAACUGCGACUCUACACAGUGGGAAAGAACAAGUUCCUACGACUGAACUUGUUCGUUAAAAAAAAAAUCCCACCAAUCGGUCAUAUUCCCGAUGGACGGACGCUAUGGUAACGUAUCGCAUUGUGCUGUACAGCAAUCACUUGUGUCAUGCGACGCCGCGAAAAAAUCCGCGAGCGCGAAUUGUGAAAAUGGCGGUUGAGCAAAGUUGUAUAAAUGUAUAGCGAAUAGUGUUAUCGGGUUUCCCGUCUCUGCCGAGUUGGAUGGAAUAACCAAGCACGACUCUCCGUAUACCUAUGUAAAUGUGAACAUACUGUUAUUAAUAAACACUUGAAUAGAUUUUCUAAAUAUCUUGAAAACCAGGCCAAAGUGAACGAAGUUUAUUGGCCCAUAAAUCAUGCACUGCUUUGUUGCCGUAGCACUCGAAUAACUUCUUAUCGUACGAUCUUCUUAUCGAAAAACUAUAAAGUAAAAAGAACAAAACAGAAAAAAAAUAUGAAAAAAACACCGACGAUAAUUUUGUACUUAAUCUGAGGCGAUAGGGCGAAAGGUCAGUUCGAAUUUUCCUUCGGAAAUGGCAUUUCUUGGACUAAAUUUUCACCCUUUUGUUUUAUUAAUGUUUUUUUUUUUAAACUUCGAAUCGAAUCAAGUCGCGGCGCGAGAGUGGGCAGAACUUGUUGAGAAUUUAAAUUUUAUGCAGGAACAAGAAACGGCAGGACAGUCGAGAGUAAUAAUUUGUAUCGUUUUUUGCGAGAAAUGGGAUGUUGUUACCGGAGCUGUGGUCCGUUUGCCAUUGGAUUUUAGUCCGAUUCGGAGAUGAUAAAACUGACCCAACAGCUUUCGACUGUCGCGCAUCGACCAUAGCUCUGAUUUAAUUUAUAACGUGUGUUAUAUAUAUAGAUAUUAUAUAAAUAUAAUUCUAUAAGGAAUAUCAAGAAACGAAGUCAUGUAAUAUUUAAAAGGCAAAGUGGAACGUAUAGGAACAAAUUUCGUGCUACUAAGGAAAUCAUCUCGAAGCACCAGGAGAUCACAUGAAGCAAAUUAAUAGCUGCUACAGGGAUUCGGUAUCGUGCGCCGAUACCCAAGCCUCAUUUGGAUAUUCAUGUACAUACACAAACUGCUUUUUAUAUGUGAUAAAGAAGAAGAAAAGCCGAUUAUUAUAUUAUACGAGACGAGCUAUUAUAUAUCCUGGUUUUGUACACAGACAGUAUAAUGCUAAGUUUUUUCUUUCGUUAUGGAGAGAAACCAAGAGUGAGAGAGGAAUUGGAGAGAAAGGCAGAGCGAGAGAGAUUUAUAGUUGACAUUUAUUUAAUAUUUAAAAAAAAUGUGGAUGAACGAAAAAUCGUCCCUGUGUCAUGAUACUAGUGUCAUUUUCUUAUGCCUUAGCAAAUAGUGCGGUUAAUGUUAUUAAGACACGACGAAGCUUUCACGCCCUGAUAAAAUAAAAUAAAAUAAAACUGUCUUACUUGUGUUGGUGAGAGUGAAAUACAUACAAUGUUUUUUUCUGAAAGGAAUGCCAGAUCGAAAGGAAUUUUACAAGCCCGGCAAAUGAGCAGAAGCGACGAGAGUGAAUUUUCCUCUUUGUUUUAGUGAAAGGAUGAUCAAUUUUAAGGAGGCGCUUUUUGUCUUAAUUUUGUUUUCCACUUGAGAUUGCUGGGACGAGAAAAAGUCGACUGCAGAAUUGGAACUGGAAAGUGACGAGCAAUCGAAGGCAAAUGAGUCAAGCACAUACGCCCGACGUUCUCUUUUUUUUCUCCAUUGACGAAAACUCUAGUCAAUCUCCGAGUAAGCUCAUCCUGGUACAAAGUUUUGAAAUAGACAAACGACUGUGGCUUCAAUCGCAGCGACUCAUUUGCCUUUUAAGGCAGCCGAAAUGCCAUUAGCGACUUUCCAAAACUAUGCCUUCUUGGUACGAAAAUUCGAGAGCAAACGGUGCGCGCAAUUCUCAAGCCUGACAGCGAGUCAUUUUUUGUUUUAAAUUAGUCAUUUUUUUAUAUUUCUAAAUGAUGUCUUGGAGAUAAUUUUAAAUCAAGCAUUGCAAAAUUAGACAACUUCAGAAUUAAUUGUGCAAUUUUUAACGAGUUUGAUUUAAAUUUAGAGGCUUCCAUGAAAUAUUUCAUUAAAUAUAAACGUUCGGUAUUUUAUAAAUUCAAAAGUUCAGAUAUGGUAUCAAGUAAGGUCUAUUAAGAGAAUCAUAUCCAUUAUUUUUUGUACAAAAGUAAUCACUGUGCACAUUAUUGAAGAUAGAAUCUCGCUGACAGGCCUGAAUUAUUUACCAAAGCAUAUUUUACAAUGGAAUGUACUACUUUGUACAUGAAACUUAAGAUUGUUCUGCGUUCUGUUUUUUUUUUGUUUUUUUUUUUUCAAUAAUUCGCUAGUCCUAGGCAGAGAAAUUGACGAUCAUGCGAAUCCCGACCCUUCGACUUAUAGUAAUUGCGACGAUAUUUCAACGGUUUUAAUCAAAUUCAAGUGAAAUCGCCGUGGAGGGAAAACGCGUGUCAUUAUUGUAAAAAAUCAAACAAAUAAACGAUUCAUGUAAAUACAUACAGUGCGAGUUGUGCGAACGGUAAACGACCCGAAAAUCUCGAAAACAUCAAGACACCACGAAAGAAAGUUCUUUCUUCCAUAUGAUACCAGCAGCGAUUCGUUUUGCGAACGACUAGUCUUUUGUCUAUAAACUUGGAUAAUCGUCAGUAACCACCACAAGGCUUUUAUAAUAUUGACGCGAAUCGGAAGAAGGGGAGGAUCAAAGAAAAAAAUAAGAGGAAAGAACUCGAGGCUGACAGAUUAACUAUUUUCUUGUCUAUUUGUUCGUCGAGUUUGAAAUUGAUUGAAUCGAUUGAAUUUAUUUCUAUUAGUAGUGUUUUUUUUUAAUUCGAGAUUUUGAGUUUGAAUGCAUGAUUAAACUUCGACUCGAGAAUCUGGCAAGUCUCGUUAGGUCCGCCCCAAAACUCUUUUUGCUCUUAUACAUGUACCACGUAAUCCCUCUGUAAAUAAUGAAAUCUAUAUUUCCAUACAUUAAUUGUAUCGAUCGCUUUACACUCGGAUAAGAAGCCACCGUGCUGCGUGCUAAGGAGGAAUAUAUUAUUAAUAUUUAAGUAAUCUCGAUUGCUGUCUUCUCAAGUAGUUUUGGGAAAUGUAAUUUAAAGGUUUCUUUUUUUAAAUUUUAUAUAGAAAAAAAUUUGUAGGAUUUUUAGAAUUUAGUUUGAAUUUACUUUGAAAGUUUUAUGGAAAAAGUCUUAUGAUAUCGAAAAUCGGUGCCUUGUAAUUUGUAAAUUGAAAAACUUUCAUGUUUAUGUUUACAAGUUUUAUUGAAUUGGAAAUUUUUUUAAUGUUAUACCUUACAAUUCAAAAGCUUCGUUUAUUUUUCUACUUUCGAUGCCUUUAAAAUGUUGAUACUUUGAAAUUAAGGGCAUGUGAUACUUGUCAUAUGAGCAGUUCAGUUUCUAAUUUAUUUUUCGCUGAAAAUCUUGGAAAAAUAAGACAUACUGUAAUAAAGUUUUUUCUGCAAAAUUGUUUGUAUUCCGAAUUGAAAAACAUUUGAGUUUCUAAUUUGAAAUAUUUAAAUGUUUGUUAUUAAAGCAUAAAUAUUUUUAAAUAUUCAAAUUAAAAAUGUGAAGAUUGUGUUUCUUUACUGUGAAGCAUUUGAACUUUCAAAAUAGGAAACAUAUUUUUAAAUUUCUAUAUCUUCAAGUUGAAGUUUUCAAAUUUGAAAUACAUCUAAUUGUAGAAGCUGUUAAAUUUUAAAUGUAAUUAUUAUGUAAAUGUAUAAAGCGUUUUAAGUGUUAUACUUCCAAAUUUCAGACUUUCUUGCAAAUUUAAUAUAUCCAGUUUUAUUGCUUUGAAAAUGUUUAAAAUUAUGCAGAUAUAUUUAUUCCAAGUGAAAUUUGGAUGAAACUCUGAAUUCUUUUUUCUACUUUCACAACUCUUCAAGGAUUUUGUUUUCGAUGCCAUGAAAUGAAAAGAAGUAUAUAGAAAUCGAAAAAAAUUACAUUUCCCAAAGCUCCUUAAAUUUGCCGUGCACUUUGCAAGGGGUAAUUUUUAGACUAUACAGUAAAGAACACAUAUUAAGACAAUUUUGAUCUUAAGAAGAUCCUAGAGCGUUCCUAAGGCGACGAUACGCGUGUAAGCGCAGAACUAGUAACGGACGAAAGUGUAGUAAAAAGGGAUUAGCGUUUGGUUUGCGGUUUAAAUAACUUUAUAUCGUUGUUACCAUUGAUCUUGAUUCGAUGCGAUCAGAGAAUAACAUUUAUUCUGUGCGUAUCCAUCAAUGAAGAGGUCGUUCACGUUUUGGUUAUACAUUUAAGCAGACUUUAGCACUGCGACGAUCUUUUAGUAACCCGCCUUUCAUUCCACUAACUCUCAAAUAAUGAAAAAAAAUUAUGAAUAAAUUAAAAAAUUAAGACUGUACUGAUUUUAAAUCAAAAAUUUUAAUUAAAAACAACAAAUUGUAUAUUUUUAUAAAAUGAUGAUUCUAAAUUGUAAAAGUUAAUCAAUUUUUAUACCAAAAGAUUAGUGUAUUAUUUAAAAAAAAAAGAAAAAGAAAAGACAGAUGAUUUGGUAGAAGGAAAGGCGUGGAACUGAAUUCCUUUUUUCUCUGUUUUUUAAGGGUCCUAUAAUUUUUUAUCAAGCCAUACAAGGUAUGACUGGUAAAAUUUCGUUGAAGCAUGUACUGCCGACGAUUGGCGAUAUAAUAUUAUAAUAAUUUAAUUAGAGAAGAGUUUAGAGGGGGAGGGGGGUGAGGAGGGAAUUGCGCAGCGACACGUGGCUUCCGCCCAGCAAUCAUCGUCCUUGUGUAGAUUUUUUUCCCGUUAAAAAAGUGAGUCUUAAGGGAACGUGUAAAAAAAAAGUAUAAUUACGUCAUUUUUGUAACAUUUGUUAAUAGAGCGCAUUUAUGUACGCAUUUUACUUUGCCUGGAUAACCUCGUUAGGCCGGCCCUGCAACGCCUGGCGUUAUUAUUAUUAUCAUUAUGAUUAUUAUUAAUUAUUAAUUAACGCAUACAGCAUAUAUAUAUUUGCAUUCAUUACUUGUCGAUAUGUUAUUGAUAUCGUUCGCAGUUACUAUUCUUCUACUAUUUAUCUACGACAGUUUAUCAUUGAUUGACGAAUGCAAGGGUCGCAGGUGUCGGCCAAAAGGUUUUAUCUCCAGAAUAAGUAAGCCUAUUUAUUUUGGAAACGAAACCUUAUAGCGUUUGUGUAUUAUUUCUAACGAAUGUAAUAAAAAUGUUAAAUCAA